UUCGCGGUCAUCUUUUGAAAGUAGAGUUCGAUUCCUAUGGUGAAAAAGUACGAGAAAAUUUGAUAGCCUCAUAUUUCUUGUGCUGAUAUCUAGAUAGUAUGGUGUGGACGAAAGAUCAGGUCGAUAAAUAUGUAGCGCAAAUGCAGAGACACUGUGCGAAUGCAAGCGAGCGAAGUAACAAAGGGUUUGCCUUUGCUAAGCUGUACAAGGAGGUAUCGGAUUAUGAAAACGCAAUGAGACAUCUGGAAGCUUACAUUGGCGAAAAUGAGACUGAUUUUAGGGGUCAUUAUCUCAUGGGGCAGCUGUGUGAAGGAAUGGGUGAACUAGAAAGGGCUGUGGCUUCAUAUCGCAGGUCUUUGGAAUUGAAUAACAGUCAAAAGGAACUAGUUUUGAAAGUGGUAAAAUUAUACUGCAAUGUUCCAGUUCAUCCAGAAAGAGCUAAGGCAUGGGCAGACAGAGGUGCUCGUCUGUUUCCUGGCCAUCCAGAUGUGUUCAGUCUGAGGUUGCAUCUUCUGGAGUCAGCUGAAGUUGGAGAUUAUGAGGCUCUUGAAGAUUUGAUUUCUGAAGAACUUAGCAAGAGGCCCAGAGAAGUUGACUUACAUGUAAGAUUGGUGAGACUGUAUGCUGUGAGAGGACGUCUUGAUGAGGCUUUUAGUCAUUGUGCGACAGUUUUGAAAACAAAAGCCUUCCAAGACAGUCUACCAUGGGUUGCAUGUAGUGUGGAAAUGUUUGAGAAAUACCUUGCAUCUCUGGAAAAGCACAUACUGGAAGAUGAGGCAGUAGGUACUGGUAACAGCAUACUUGAUGUACAUGCCUACCUUCUCAUUGCACUUUGUCAGUUUUUGGAGCUAAAUCUCCGUGAAUGCAGCACUCGUGAAGUUAUCAAUGUUCUCUUCAGGUUAGAUCACUGUUUGUUUAUGGCUUAUGGGCGUAAAAUCCGCCAGUCACCGAGACGAUCAAUAUCAGGUGGACCAACUGAGUGGGAAGUGAUUCUAUCAGAGAUGAAAGCUCAGCUUUACAUGUACUGCGGCACUUUUUUAAUUCGACUUGCCAAGGAGAAAUUUGUAACUUGGCCUAGAGGGCUGAGAUUGGCUUGUGCCUGUUACUUGGCAAGUGUCAGUAUUCUUCAGCCUGAAACAAAGACACCCUGGGUUGCUAGAGCCCCUAAAAACAAAGACCCUCUCAAAUGGUACAUCAUGGCCUGCUCAAGGCUCAGCCAAACUGGGCAUUUUCUCAUGGCCACAAGAGACAAGCUAGGUCAAGAUUGGUUGGACACCUGUCACACAGACUGCUGCUCAAGGCAGGGGCAACAUGACAUCCUCAGUGCACUUUACAGAGAUGAGAGAGAUUUGUCUAAAUCUUUCUUGGCAUGUGAUGAAGACUAUUGUGAUACUGAGAUGACAAUACCAGAUGUUGAUCAACUGGUUGGUUGGGAUGAAGUGGCAGUUGGGGAGAAUCCUCGUAGCCUGGAAAACAUGACCUGGAUUGGAUUACACUGGUAUCAAUACAACAAGGAAAUGAGGCCUGGAGUGGGUAUCAUGGUGAAGGACAUUUUUCCAGAGCUGAGACUUGAUGUUCCAAGCAUUGAGAAACACAUUGCUCCUAACAUGUUAUGCUUGAGGGACCUAGAGGCAUUUGUUUAUGCAGUUGUAAGGACUUCAGCAGCUAGAGUUCUGGAGGACAAAGACAUUUUUUAUGAGGAUUAUGAGCCUCAAAUUCUACCUCAGCCGCUUUGUGAUACUCUAAGCUUACCUGUUCAACAGGAGUGGUGGACAUGUGCAUAUAAUCUCUACACUGGAAAAUUCAGUGUUAAAGAUUCUAAUAAAACUUGCCACACUGUUCAGUGUGGUAUGGAGAAGAUACGAGCUGUGGACGAGAGACAUGGCCAGGAAGUUCAACUGCUGAUCUAUCUUGCUAAUGCCUUUGGAUCAAAGGCAACAUAUCUGAAGGGAAGUGUUCCAAAUCCAUGGUUCUAUGAGGAGCAUUGGAAGAGUUUGGAAAAAUGGAGUUUACACUUCUUCAGACAGGCAGCCAAAAUCUUGGAAAUGCUUGAAAAGAAUGAGAGCAUACCAUAUUGUGGGAAUCCCUUAUUUCUUCAUGUGUUUGAUGAACUAGAGGAAGAUGAUUUGAAGACACAGUGUCAGUCUGUGCGAUUGGCAAUAGGAGGUGGCCUUUUGAAGGAAGGGAAGAUCUUUGAAGCCAUGGAACUCUUUGAACAGGUCAAAACACCUCCAGGGCUGUACAAUCUUGCACAGGGUUACAAAUACCUUGCACAUGUUGAGCAGUGUGCAGCAACUGAGGAAUCCGAGGCGGAAUCCACUCUACCAUCCCAGGAGUAUUACCAAAAUCUGCGAAAAGCACGAGAAUUACUUCAGUCUUACCUAAAGAUGGCUAAUUCCUCUGAUAUUGGUCGAAAGGCUGUCAUGGAUGAGCUUACAGAAAUAGAGAGCUUGAUGAAAACCGGAGUUUUACAGUCUAAGCCAGCAUCAGGCCAACGUCUGGACAGUCAUCAAAGUUCGUCUUAUCCGGGAAGCCGGCGUAGCUCAACUAAUGCAUCAGAGGUACAAGAAUCCGAUGACAAUUUCUGGUUGGAUCAGCCACAUGACGCCAGCACAAAAGAUCUGAUUGCUAAACUGAGUGAAGUGACUCUCAAUAAUGGCUACCUGCAAGAACAAAUGGCCAUUAGAGAUGAGGCCAUGAACAGCAUGUCUGAGCAAAUACAACUUUUGCAGAAACAAUUGAACAUAAUACAGGCGUCAAGUUAUGGAUAUCUUUCAUUUCCUGAUGCCACUUCACUUUAUCCAAGUCCAAGAGAUCAGAGUAAACCUUUGUUCGAAUCCACGCCGGCUGGUACAAAGCAUAUGUCUGCAACGAAAAGCGGAAAACCUCUUACUUCGCCUCGGAUCAAGGGACCAUUAAAAAUUGAUUCAAGUUUCUUUGCUGGGUUAAGCGCAAGCAACAACCCAGAAAAGCGAGUAGAGCAGGCUGAGGAGCUUGUGACUUCACCUGUAUCGCCUGGAAGGUCAAGACAUGAUUCCUCUACAUCAUACACUGAAGAUGUUCAUUUUGAGCCACUCAUACCCCUCCCUGAACGAGUUGAAGUACAAACUGGAGAGGAAGAUGAAGAGGUCAUGUUCAGUAGCAGAGCCAAGCUGUAUCGCUAUGACAAAGAUGUAUCUGCUUGGAAAGAGCGCGGUAUUGGCAUAUUAAAGAUUCUGUAUAACUCAGAGAAGGGACGUAGUCGAAUAUUGAUGAGACGCGAGGCAAUCCAUAAGAUUUGUGCUAAUCACUUCAUCACAAAUGAUAUGAAAUUAACAGAAAAGAAAGGCACGACCAAUGCGUGGAUUUGGAAUACUUUUGCUGAUAAUUCAGAGGAGAUUGAGAAGCAAGAGCAAUUGGCAGUGAGGUUCAAAACCCAAGAUGAGUUCCUAUUGUUCAAGAAGAAGUUUGAGUACUGUCAAAAUUUACCAAAGAAAGAUACUUCUAACGUACAUAAAACGGCACAAUCCACAAACAAGAAGACUUCCGCCCUCAUGGGUAAAUUUGCUGCAAAACCUGGCUCUUGGUCAUGCUCUGUGUGUUUAAUUUCCAAUGAAGAACAUACAAGUGUGUGCAUCGCCUGUGGAGCUGCCAAGUUGUCAGGAGUAAAUGCAGCUGUCUCCCGCCCUGAGGCUUCCAAGUCUGGUUUUCAAUUUUCGAGUGGAGCAACACCAAGUAGUUCACCACCACUUGGUUUGCAAGGAAAACCUUCAUCUGAAGGCCCAUCUUUAGUUACAAAUGUCGAUGCAGGAACAACAUUUGCCGUUGUGAAUAGUGGUCUUGAAACAUCGGAUGGUUCCUCAAUCAGCUCCUCUUUUAGUUUUUCAAUAGGAAAAGAUGCUAACAAAAUUAUUCAUACUAGUUCUACCGGGUCGCAAGUUGACUUUGGAAAGAGCGGCGUGCAAACGCUGAAUACAGCCUCGAGCAGUUUGCCAAUUAGCUUUUCACUCAGAGAAAAUGGUACCAGAAUAGAGAAGACAAGUUCAAGUAGUUCGCCAUUUGUGUUUGGUACUUCAUCAGACGGAACAACUCAUAACAAGGCAUCUGAGUCCGAAGAAGGAGCUGUACCAAUUCAAGUGUGUGGUGUAUCCUCCACUCUGCCAGCAGGGACAAAGCCUCCAAUGACUCAACCAUUUGUGUUGGCGCCCUUUGGAGUCCCUGCUAAUGCAGACAAAUCAAACUCCCCUGCCUUCACUUUUGGCUCGUCAGGCAUGGCUGGAGCAUCAUUUCCUUCCUUGUCGACAACAGAGAAAGCUGCCUUUGAAAACACUCUGUUGUCUACCGAAACGUCUGUGUUUGGUGGGACACCACAACUGGCUGAUCCCGGCGUGCCAUUUGGUUCCUUUAAUACUGGGAAGUCCCCAUCUUUUGAUCCAGAUUUAUCUGCAUCCGAUAAACAGGCGGAUCCUCAAUUAGGCGAGAAAAAUGAGGGGGACAGUCAAGUGCCACUAAAUGUUUUAGAGCAUGCUUUGCAGGGUCAAACUUAUCCUCCGUUUUCAUUUAGUACGCCCACCACCAAUCUAGGAAUUUCCGAGCAGAAAUUGUUUUGGCAACAACCCACUGGUACCUUUCAGUUUGGUCAACUUCAGUCCCUUCCACCUCUCGGUGGAGCUAAUUUGUGGCACCGGGGAACAGGGCCGCUCUCGGAUCCUGCCAAAUCACAACUUAAGGGUACUCCACAGACGCCAGAAAUGUUCCCUCAACCGUUUACACAUUCUCAGAUGCAAGGGGCAUUUACUUUAAGUAGCAGACCCGACAUGGACUUUUCUAGCAGUGAGUUACUUCGACGCCUUGCUGCUGCAAAAGAACAGCAAGAAUUAGUUACUCCAGACUCCCCAGCCGGAGGCUAUGACUUUACACCUUAUGUUGUUGACGAGCCAGGAGAGGAGUUUUCCUUGCAUGGCACAACCGUGCCUACAUCGUUUGUAGCAGAAGAAUAUGACCAUAAUCAUGAUGAUGAUGAUGUUAAAUACAUUGAUGACACGGAAGAUUCUGACGAUGAAACCAUAAGUUACUCUGCCACCGACGAUGAAGAGGAUGAAUUAGAUAAGUCUCCCUCGAGAAUGCCAGCCAUGCAACCAUCUCAAGUGCAGGUACAGUUUCAAUCUGGUAAAGGAAAUGUGGUAACCACCCCAGUGAAACCAGUUCCGAUUCAUUCCGUCCCAUCAGAGAACAUUGGGCCUGCCACUCUUCCUUCUCACGUGACUGGGAGACGUUUUUUGACAGCUAAGAGUCCACUUAAGGCAACAAAAAAGCAAGACGAAGACUGUGUUCUCGUUUAUGAAGUUCGUGCCACAAUAGGUGAUCGCGAGAAAGCAUGUCGCCUUUGUCUACCGGUAAAUUUCUUCAAUUAUACUAAACACUCACCUUGCAGUGGAUGCUAUGGUUAUGGGAUAUCAAAAGAGCCUAUGAUAUCAAAGAACGAGAAUGAAGCAAAGGGCACUGAGCCCAGAUCUAAAGAUGGUGAUCUAAGGCCAAAACUAAGUAUACCCACCUCACAUGUGUUUGGAGAGUCCUCUGCGGUUGGUCAACUGACAUUUUCAUCUCUAAAGCCCAAAGAAGACGAUGCAUUUUCCAUGACUCAGGAAAGAGAGAGCUUUAAACCAUUUCAAGGAGCUGGUAAAGAGUUAUUUGCUGAGACUAGUGAAGACGUCGAAGGGCAAGAUGACGAUAAACUUCACUUUGAGCCAAUCAUUGCUCUCCCAGAUGAAAUUCAUGUUGUGACAGGUGAAGAAGGUUUAGAUGUGCUGUUUUGCGAGCGAGGCAAGCUAUACCGGUUUGACAGUGAUUCUAGUCAAUGGAAAGAACGAGGGCUUGGAGAAAUGAAGCUCUUACAGCAUCCAAAGUCUGGUCAAGGAAGAGUGCUCAUGAGACGGGAGCAGAUAAAAAAAUUGUGUGCCAAUCAUUACAUCAGUGCUGGGAUGGAACUCAAACCCAAUGUUGGAUCAGAUCGUUCUUGGAUGUGGUUCACUCCAGCCGAUUAUACCGAGGGUGAGGCGAAACCAGAGAGGCUCGCCAUUAGGUUUAAGUCUGAAGAAAUUGCUGGAAAGUUCAAGGAAGUAUUUGAUGACCUCAAAGAGACAUUACCCUUAGAAACUAGCCCUGCAAAGGAGGCAGCUGGUAAUGAACAAGGAACUGGUUGUGCACUUUAUAAGCAAUUUUUGUCGAGGUUUGCUCCUGCUCCAGGUUCGUGGAUAUGUGAAGUGUGUGACGUUGAUAACAAUGCCGAACAUUUACAAUGCAUUGCAUGUAACUUUGGUAAGACUGCAACAGAACCUCAGGGAACAAUGUCCAAAGCCAAGGAAGAAAAUUUGAAAUCUUCAGGACCAGUGUCGAAUGCUGGGGUCCUUCAAUCAGAAGCAGCAAACACUGCUCAGGACGUAAUAAAGGAGCCUUCUCAAGCUUCAUUCACUAUCCAAUCACCUGGUGGCCUGGCACUGGCUAGCUCGAAACUCUUUACUAUUGGACGUGGAGAUCCAAAUGAAGAAAAAGAAGAUGAAAUUUACCUGUCUCCAAGGAAGACAUCUUCUCCUAGUAAGCAAGGAAGUAUCUUGCUGCAAAAGCCUGCAACGACACCUGAAAAGAGUAACUUACCCAGUAGUCUUCCGUUUGGUGGAACAACACCUGUGAAGUUCACCUUCAGUUUGACAGUUUUACCUGGGUCACCAUCUCGCAAACCUAAAUCACCAUCAUCACCUACGACGCCGUCAUCUCCUGAGAGUCCUGGCCGUGGAGAAGAUGAUGGUCCGUAUUUCGAGCCCCUAAUACCACUUCCUGAUAAGGUGGAAUGCCGAACAGGAGAAGAAGGUCAAGAGGUGCUUUUCUGUGAACGUUGUAAAUUGUUCAGGUAUGACGGUGAUACAUCGCAGUGGAAAGAAAGAGGUGUUGGCGAUAUCAAGAUACUGUGUGACUCGAAAUCUAAUAAAAACAGGAUUUUAAUGAGGCGUGAACAUGUCUUGAAACUCUGUGCUAACCACGUGAUUUCUACGGAUAUGAUCCUGAAGCCUUUUCCAAACUCCGAUAAGGCAUGGCUCUGGACAACACUUGCUGACUUCUCGGAAGAAGAAGCCACAGCAGAGACUUUAGCUGCAAGGUUUAGAACAAGUGAAGUUGCUACUAAAUUCAAAGAAACCUUCGACAGUGCUGCACAGUUGCUUGUAUCUAAACCAGAGAAGGGUCUGUCUUCAUCAAAACCAGAAAACGAAGAUGAUGAAACAGGUGAUGAUAACCACGAUGGACCACAUUUUGAGCCGAUUAUUCCUCUUCCCGAAAAGAUUGAUGUCAAAACUGGUGAAGAGGAUGAUGAGGUAAUUUUUUCUCACCGAGCCAAGCUAUAUCGUUUUGUUGCUGAGUACAAGCAGUGGAAAGAGCGAGGAGUUGGGGAUAUAAAGCUUUUGAAAAAUAGACAAAGUGGAAAGAUGAGAGUUCUGAUGCGGCGGGAUCAGGUGCUUAAAAUAUGUGCAAAUCACCAGAUAACCGCUGACAUGAAACUACAGCCCAAUGCAGGUUCAGAUAGAUCGUGGGUGUGGAGCACAAUGGCAGACUUUUCAGAGGGGGAAUGUAGAGCUGAGCGACUUGCUGUGAGAUUUAAAUCAGAAGAGACAGCCAAGCAGUACAAGGAGAAGUUUGAAGAAUGUCUCGAAAUGCUAAAGAACCCGACACCAGUGAAACCACACAUAGAACCCAAGACCAUAGAUGCCAAAGAAGAUCUUGUGUCCAAGUUUAAACCUGCUGAAGGAUCGUGGGAAUGUGCUGUCUGUAUGGUAAACAACGACAGCGAUAAAGUAGCGUGUGCAGCUUGUGGAAGUAUUAAACCAGGAGCAGAACCAAGUCAAGGCCAAAAGAAGGAAGCCAAAUCGUCGUUCCUAUUUGGAUCUGGCGCCUCAUCCUCCGGCGGGAGCUUUACGUAUGGCUUCGGUGUAUCAAGUCAAGAGGGUGAUACGAAACCAUUUUUCACUUUUGGUAGUUCGAACCAAACAUCGAGUCCAAGCUCGGGAUUUUCAGUCACCUUUGGUUCCUCAAAGCGAGGUGGACUUGAAAGUGAAUAUCAGUCAGGGGAAGGACAUCAAGAGAUUAUCGAAGAAACGGCUGAUGAUCAAGCGAUUGAUUCCGCAGGCGAUACAGAGAAGACUCUCUUAACCAAGGAAGAACCACUUGUAGAAGACUAAAACGAAACUGAAAAUCAGAUGGGUGAUACCGAAAUGGAUGAAGAAGACCGUGAAAAUUUCGAUGAUCGCAGGAAUAGAGACGACGUGUCUAAGGAGUAGAAUAUUGUUUACGAUAGGAUGUAAGAAAGACGAGGUAGUGCUUGAUAUUUCUUCGACUGGAAUUUGAACUAAUAAAUUAGAUGUAAUUUAAGGGAAUUUUUUCGAUAUUAAAAGAACACAAAAGUACUUAAGGAGGUCGCGUAAGCCGGCUGUCACGCAUGGCAAUCUUUAAGUGCAAUUUGGCUUUUUUCGGUAGUAAUUCUUCUGAAAAUUAAGUGUAACAAGAGAGGAGCCACAAGUUUAUCUUUAUAACCCUCAAAGAAAGAGGACUCAAGCUUAAACAACGAAAGAUCGCAAAGACUGAGAACAUACAUCAUUAGGUAGGCUCGCUGAUGUACUAAAGUAAUAUCAAAAACAUGUUCUUUAGAACAUUUCACUACACCCGCAUUUGCAAGGCGAGCGGCUGCGAGAAGGUCGAUUAAGAGAUCAUUUGCAUUUUUUAAAGAACGUCGAUGAGGUAGUAACUUUGUGCGAUGAAGAGGCUGUACCAUUUGUACAUAUACAAAACUUAAAAGUCAGGGAGAACUUGUCUUGCAUGCUCACUGGUCGAACGACGUUCAAAACUAGGUGUUAGUGGCUGGUUUCUAACCAUUUAAUGGAAACGUUUUGUCAUCUUAAAUCGUUCAUAUGCCUUUUAGGGCUAAUCUUAGUAGCUGCGAUUUCGUGUGUAGUUAUUUUCUACAGUAUGCACUUACUAAAGAUAAUUUUUUUUGCAAUAAAGGGGUCAAAAAGAAA
Stylophora pistillata is the source of this 9041-nucleotide messenger RNA. Its product is annotated as E3 SUMO-protein ligase RanBP2. Gene Ontology annotation, molecular function: protein binding; GTPase activator activity. Gene Ontology annotation, cellular component: cytoplasm; nuclear pore. NCBI's taxonomy places the organism in Eukaryota, Metazoa, Cnidaria, Anthozoa, Scleractinia, Pocilloporidae. Gene Ontology annotation, biological process: intracellular transport. The record is from RefSeq and is a predicted model, not a curated record.